GCUCUUUGUAGGAGAAAAGAGGAAGUAGUUUGACCCAGUUCGCGUGCCGUUACGGCGGAGCGUCACGCGGAGGAUUGUGGGUGUGGGUCUCACAUGAGGUUCCGAGAGGGCUCCAACGAGUAUUUGGUUUCUUCAAGCAUUUGUCCAGUCAGACGUUUAAAAAUGGCAUCCAAACAAGAAAUAAUGAGUGACCAGCGAUUUAGGCGGAUUACAAAGGACCCAAGAUUUUGGGAAAUGCCAGAAAAGGAUCGAAAAGUCAAAAUUGACAAGAGAUUUCGAGCAAUGUUUCAUGACAAAAAGUUCAAGUUGAAUUAUGCUGUGGAUAAAAGAGGACGCCCUGUCAACCACAGCACUACAGAGGACUUGAAACGUUUUUAUGACCUUUCAGAUUCUGAUUCAGAUCUCUCCGAUGAUGAUAACAAAGCAUUGAACCAAAAGAAAAUGAAGAAGAAAAAAAAACAAACUAAAAACGAAAUGGAAUCAAAAAAUCUAGUUGAAGAGAAAAAAAAAGAAAGCAAGAAAAUUAGCCAAAAGGAUUCUGGAAAGAAAAACAAUUUAGAUAACUCUGACACAAUUCAGAAAAUGAAAAACUCAUGCAAAUCUAAGAAGGUAGAUUCAAAAAUAAGUCCCAAGAAAGAUAGUGAAAAAUUUAUAGCAGAAAGUACAAAAAUGGAAAAAAACAUUGUUCAACAUAAUACAGACUCAUGUCCCAAAGGAAGACCAAGGACAGUGGACUUGGGCGCUUCUGAAAUUAUGAAAUCUCCCAAGAGCAAGUAUUCUGAGACAAAAAGACAAAUGCAAUCAGUGGUUCCACUUAGAAUAGCAAGAGACAAUGAUGAUUAUGAAAACUCAAUGGGUGGUAAAAUCCUUGAUAAAAAUGCUCUGGAGGAAAAUUUAGAAAGUGCCAGUGAGAUAGGAGGUGAUGAAGAAUCUGAAGAUGGAAUUACAGGCGUUAGAUCUUCAGCUGAUGAUAAUGACGAUGAUGAUAAUAAUGAUGAAGAAAAUGAGGAGGAGGAGGAUGAAAGUGAUGAUAGUGAGAUUGAUGAUGAAAGUGACAGUGGCCCUGAUCUUGCAAGAGGCAAAGGAAAUAUAGAAACUAGUUCGGAAGAUGAAGAAGAUAUGGCAGAUGUACUUCCAGAGGAAUCUGGUUUUGAGCAUGCUUGGAGAGAACUAGAUAAAGAUGCUCCUCGGGGUGAUGAGAUUACACAUCGAUUAGCAGUUUGCAACAUGGACUGGGAUAGAUUAAAGGCAAAAGAUUUGCUGGCUCUGUUCAAUUCAUUUAAACCUAAAGGAGGAGUUAUAUUUUCUGUAAAGAUAUAUCCUUCGGAGUUUGGCAAGGAGAGGUUAAAGGAAGAGCAAGUUCAAGGACCAGUAGAGUUAUUAAGUAUUCCUGAAGAUGCCCCUGAAAAGGACUGGACCUCUAGAGAAAAAUUGAGAGAUUAUCAAUUCAAACGAUUAAAGUACUAUUAUGCAGUAGUAGACUGUGAUUCUCCAGAAACAGCCGCUAAGCUUUAUGAGGAUUGUGACGGCCUGGAAUUUGAAAGCAGUUGUUCAUUCAUAGAUCUAAGGUUUAUACCAGAUGAUACUACUUUUGAUGAUGAGCCCAAGGACAUAGCCUUAGAAGUGGAUUUAACAGCAUAUAAACCAAAAUAUUUCACAUCUGCUGCAAUGGGAACAUCAACGGUGGAGAUCACUUGGGAUGAAACUGAUCAUGAAAGAAUUACAACACUUAACAGGAAAUUCAAAAAGGAAGAGCUUUUGGACAUGGAUUUUCAAGCCUACUUAGCUUCCUCUAGUGAAGAUGAGGAAAUAGAAGAGGAGUUACAAGGUGAUGAUGGAAUCAGUGUAGAAGAAGAUGGGAAAACAAAAAAAAGUCAGAAAGAUGACGAAGAACAAAUUGCUAAAUAUAGGCAACUUUUGCAAAUUGUCCGAGAAAAAGAAAAGAAAGGCAAAGAAAAUGAAAUGGAAAUGGAAAUUAAGUGGGUUCCAGGUCUUAAAGAAAGUGCAGAAGAGUUAGUCAAAAACAAACUGGAAGGAAAGGAUAAACUGACCCCUUGGGAACAAUUUUUAGAGAAGAAGAAAGAGAAAAAGAGACUGAAAAAGAAACAGAAGGCUCUUGCUGAAGAGGCCAGUGAAGAUGAACUUCCCUCCGAUGUUGAUUUGAAUGACCCAUACUUUGCUGAAGAAGUGAAAAAAAUGGGUAUAAAAGAAAAGGAAAAAUCAAUGAAAUCUGCAAAAGAUAGCAUAUCUCCAGAGGAAGAUGCCGAAAUAGAAAAACAAAAGGCUGAAAUGGCUUUGCUCGUGAUGGAUGAGGAAGAAGAGAGCAAGAAACACUUCAAUUACAACAAAAUUGUGGAGCACCAGAAUCUGAGCAAAAAGAAGAAAAAGCAGCUUAUGAAAAAGAAGGAAUUAUUAGAGGAUGACUUUGAGGUAAAUGUUAAGGAUGCACGGUUUCAAGCAAUGUAUACUUCGCACUUGUUCAAUUUGGAUCCUUCAGAUCCCAAUUUCAAGAAAACAAAAGCUAUGGAAAAAAUCCUUGAGGAGAAAGCCCGGCAGAGAGAACAAAAAGAACAAGAACUUACUCAGGCAGUAAAGAAAAAAGAGAGUGAAAUUCAAAAGAAAUCACAAAAGAGGUCCAUUGAUCCUGCCUUGUCAAUGUUGAUUAAAUCCGUAAAAAACAAAACAGAGCAGUUUCAAGCAAGAAAAAAACAAAAAGUCAAAUAAUUAUAUGUUGUUUCUUUUUGGAUUCAGAACGUGUUCUAAAGUAUAUAGAAGUGGUAGAAGGAAUAUUUAUUGGGAAAAAGCUACCUUUCAAGAAUAUGAAUAGUCUUAUUCUGGCCAUUGUAAAAUUUCUUUCAUAUAUUGCAGACUAAUUAUGGACGAUCAACAGAUUUGUGCUCUGUAUUUCUACAGAUUAGUCAUAAUUAAUUCAACCUGAAUUAUAGGAUUUAUAAAAUGUUUAUAUUUUAUGAAAUUCAGUUUAUACUAGUAGAAGAUUACGUUAGCUUUAUUUAAGAUUCUACAAUUCUAUGUAAAAAGUAGAACAAUGCCCAGUCUUAGGUCUAAAUAAGAUUUAAGAACAAUUUUAAAAUAUGUAUAAGCGAUACAUUAAUUUCUCUAAAAGGCAGAAGACAGAUUUAGAUAUCUAUUUAAAUAAUUUAUUUUUCUAGCCCUAAGGGAUGGAAGCCAAUAACUUUCUUUGUUUUUUGGUCGUGUUUAUUAUAGUUUGUUUAUGAAAUUAAUUUGUAAAUAAAAGUACAAAAUAUUUUUA
Messenger RNA from Pteropus alecto (black flying fox), 3271 nucleotides. It is a transcript of the gene ESF1, whose product is annotated as ESF1 nucleolar pre-rRNA processing protein homolog. Lineage: Eukaryota; Metazoa; Chordata; Mammalia; Chiroptera; Pteropodidae. Gene Ontology annotation, biological process: rRNA processing. Gene Ontology annotation, cellular component: nucleus. Gene Ontology annotation, molecular function: RNA binding. The record is from RefSeq and is a predicted model, not a curated record. The transcript has 14 exons. The coding region runs from base 94 to 2724 and encodes 876 amino acids.